This is a messenger RNA of Carassius auratus (goldfish), 2390 nucleotides long. Its product is annotated as endothelial cell-selective adhesion molecule-like. Bases 364 to 1665 code for a protein of 433 amino acids. NCBI's taxonomy places the organism in Eukaryota, Metazoa, Chordata, Actinopteri, Cypriniformes, Cyprinidae. The transcript has 7 exons. The record is from RefSeq and is a predicted model, not a curated record. Gene Ontology annotation, molecular function: cell-cell adhesion mediator activity. Gene Ontology annotation, biological process: homophilic cell-cell adhesion. Gene Ontology annotation, cellular component: plasma membrane; adherens junction.
CAAGGGGCUUCGCGCUCAGGUGACAGACGCGACUCCUACAGUCCCAGAGCAGCCAAAAACUUCAGUUAUGAGUGAAAAUGCUUGCAUAACUAUCCUCAAAGAGCUUAUUUAGAAGAAAGAACCACCAGUGCUUUACAAAGAGCCCUUCUCCAAAUGCCGUCCGCUGCGCGACUGGGAGAAGAGGAGGGCAUGGGAUUUAUUUACAAGCAGUUCCUCUGUCGGGGUUGAGUGAAUUGAUAUACUUUGAGUAAAUUGAUGUAUUAAUUGGAACAACGGAGGGACGUCAGAAGACGGCUCGGGGCAGGAUAAGGAGAGCGCGGGAGAAACUGUCACUGGAUGCUGUAUGAUGCUUCGUGAGGGGCGAUGAUGGAGAUGCUGAUGGACCGGAGACCUCCCACAGUUCUGCUUCUCACCUUGCUCUGGUUGUUUCCAGGUGAUUCUCAGCGGGUCGAGAUGCCACGGAAAGACAUGGAGGUAAUCAUGGGACAAAUGGCUGUUCUGGAGGCCUGGUACACCCCCACUACCUCCAUCGAGAAGAACGCGGUCAUCUGGACCUUCAUGGCCAAUCACUCCAAACAAGUCAUCUCCUACUUCUCAGGACAGAUUGGCAUCGGUAGCACUGACUUUCGGAGGCGGGUGGGUUUUGCCAUGUCCAUGCCCUCUGCCAAUCUGUCCAUCUACAUCAAUAACACGCAGGAGGCUGACUCCGGACGCUAUCACUGCCACGUCAUCAUUCCUGGAGCUCCAGGUCUGUCUGGAGAGCUACAACUCAAUGUUAAAGUUCCUCCAUCCACACCUGUGUGCUCUAUGACAGGAAAUCCUGUACUGAGUGGCAAUGUAACAUUGAGCUGUAAAUCCAGCUAUGGCAAACCUGCUCCUCAGUACAAAUGGACCAAAGCAGCUCCUCUUUCUGAGGUCUUCUUCUCUCCCAUGCAAAAUGAGAGGCAGGGCACCCUUCGACUUAGCAACCUCACCAAAAGCAUGUCUGGCAAGUAUGUUUGCCGCGCCAGCAACACGGCUGGGACUGACAGCUGCCACAUCAAUCUAGAGGUCUCCACCCCUAACAACGUCUGGGUGAUCGCCGGGGCCACAGUGGGCUCCGUGGUGGGUCUGAUGGCUCUAGUUUUAUUCCUGAUCUUCAUCCUGAGGAGAAACCGUGACACGGAAGAGGAGAUGGCCAAUGACAUCAAGGAAGAUGCACAGGCACCGAAACGUGUCUCCUGGGCUAAAAGCGGCACAGGAUCGGACAUCAUAUCAAAGAAUGGCACAUUGUCCUCAAUAGCCACCAGCCCUCCUGUACAGGACCCUCAGCAUCCACUCCAAAACAACCAUUACCCAUACCCUCCUGGUGCCUCGGACAUUGCCUCCAUCCUCACCACCGCUGGAAGCACAACCACCUACCGCCUCCGCCCAGGGGAGCCCAACCCUCUACACGGCCUGCCUGGAUACAACGCCAGCGGCACACCAAAUCACACACUCCGCCCCCAUCGCCAUCACACUCCUGCAGUCCUCAAUCCUAACAGCUGCUCCACACAGAGGACUGAGGGGCCGCAGCCACAGACCCCGCGCCCACUCAACAGGCCUAUAAACACUGCCACCCUGUCCCGCAUGGGGGCCGUGCCCAUCAUGGUGCCCACCCAGAACCACGCCGGGUCACUGGUGUAACGGCCCUCAAGACUAGUAAUGUACUAACGACUAGCCAAACAUACGUGGAGAAGGGUUUCGACAAAUGUGACGAUAAAUUUGGCUAACUUUUUAUACAGAAUAAAGUAUAGUAAAAUAUAGUUACAUGUCGAAAAAAAAAUCUUCGAUUUGUUUUCUAAAGUAUUAUAUGUUUUUUUAUAAGUUUAAUCUGUGUUUUGAUGCCUAAACACUUUGUAAAGUUCUUUUUGUCAUCGUUUCGAACCGUUUCAGGGACCAAGAACAGUAUUUUGUCAGUGUGUUAUACAUUAUGACGGGAUGCAGACGUCCACUUUUUGUAACAGUUGUGUUUACAGAUUCAGAUUUGUCCAGUUAUUUAGACAUUCAGUUAAAUUCAUGACGAUAAUUUUUAGCGUCAGCUGUUCUUGUGCCUCUUGUGCCUCCGUUUCUCUCAGGAGUUUUCGCUUUUGUCUGUCAAGCGGUUGACAGAUUUCUGAAGCAGAGCAGGUUUCAUUUCAAAUGAAAUAUUUUCUGACCAUUCAGAUGAGUUAAGAAAUUUUGAGAAAAGGGAAGGCUGUAAAGCAGAAAAUAAAAUGGGAGCCUUUAAAAAUGCUGUUUUAUGAUGUAGAGCAUAAAAAUGCCAGUGUCUGCCAUGCUUGUUUACUGGAACAAGAAGGACUCUUAAUUUGUAAAACAUCUGAACAUGGAAGUUACAUGGAAGUGUCCAUUGAUUAAUUUGUGUAUUCAUG